Molecule: messenger RNA, 9673 nt
Organism: Pongo pygmaeus (Bornean orangutan)
Lineage: Eukaryota; Metazoa; Chordata; Mammalia; Primates; Hominidae
Gene: RBM12B
Product: RNA binding motif protein 12B
Exons: 3
Coding region: 1460-4465 (1001 amino acids)
Molecular function (GO): RNA binding
Source: RefSeq, a predicted model, not a curated record
CAUGGGCAGACAAACCGUACGUCCGUUUGUCCGGACCGGAGGGGCAGUGGGCGCCAUCUUCUUCUAGGCUCACUGAGGGUCUACUUGUUUUGGGGAGGCUGCUGUGACGAGGAGUUCCCUCAGCCUCCGGCCUUGUGUGUCCGACUCGGCAGCAGUGGUGUGUGUUUAUUGCCAAGUGCGAAACAGUUCCCCUCGGGGCGCCGGGGGUGGGGAGGGCUGGGCGACCAAGCCGGAAGAACGGCGAAAGGCGGGACCGGCGGCCGCGCCAGUAUCUAGCGUAGCUCCUGCCGUUAGGGCAUCCUCUUUUCUUGCUAAAACACCGACUCUCCCUUUCCCGUCAGCUUCCAUGUGGUGGUGUAUGUGCGCUUCCCAGGGAUUUUGAGAGUGAAGAUCUCGAAGGAUUUCAUAGGUAUUUUUUUUUUCUUUGCUAUGUCAUCGUAGUCGGUGGUGGCAGAAAAGCGCUGCAGGCCCGGCUCGUUAGGCUUGAGAAGGGCAAGUGUUUUCAGUUAGAUUUGGGGGCAGUUCACCCUCUGGCGAGUUAGGGUGGAAUGUUUGCCCUUGAGACGGCGUAACGGAAAGGCACAGAGGUUGGGCGGUCCAGGUUAAUUUGAAGGCUGAUUUUGGCUGAAAGUCUGGCGACAACAUCGGAUCCUACGUAGCAACUUUGGCCUGGCGCGAAAGAAGGAAGCUCUGACCCCUGGGAGUUGUGGACAAAGGCUUUGGGCUGUAGAAUCGAUGCCUUCGGAUGAUUCCCGUUUGAGGAUGUUAGGAGAAAUCCUGUGCCAUGUGGAUUCGUCUUCAUUUACAGUUCUUAGGGACUGUGGCUCUCAUUGGUCAUUCCUUUGGUUUUUAUUUUAAACAUCUACAUUAUAAAAGUUGGAUCAUCGUAAAGAAUAAUUAUGGGUUGGUGUAGAUUAUUUUCUGCAGGGGAAACUCACGUUUAGAGUGUGAAUAUGCUACAUCAUGACUUUGGGCUUUACGAAGUAGUCGCAGAGUUAAAAUUCUGACCCUCACCAUAUCUGGAAAAUGACUUUUUCUUCGCUAGUUAAAAAUCAAAUGGAUCUGAUGAGAUAUUACUUAUUCAAAUUCUGCCUCCCUCCCGUUUCCCUCUCCGUAUCCCCUUAAGUCUUGAUUAGAAGAUGCACAUUAUAUAUUGUUUAGUUAUAAUGGUGAUUAAGUGGGAUGAAUCGUUGGAUAAAAAUAGUUAUUUAAAAUGCGCUUUUAAUUUCACUGACUUACUCUUAAGUGACCUUUUAGGGACCCACUCUUCUUUUCAUAAAAAUUUUAACAGAUUAUUGUCUUCAAAUGAACACAAAGGCACAAAAAUACUUUUUGCAUUCAUAACUAGAAAACGCAAAAUUUUAAUUGCAGACUACUUGAAGUUAAGUUGCUUUUACAGAAUUAACAGGUCUCCAAGAAAUUUUAAAAAAGGUCAUUAUUGCUGUGGUUUGAGCUCAGCAUGGCUGUAGUCAUCCGUUUACUGGGGCUUCCUUUUAUUGCGGGGCCUGUGGAUAUUCGUCACUUCUUCACGGGAUUGACUAUUCCUGAUGGAGGAGUGCAUAUAAUUGGAGGGGAAAUUGGGGAGGCUUUUAUUAUUUUUGCAACAGAUGAAGACGCAAGACGUGCCAUAAGUCGUUCAGGAGGGUUUAUCAAGGAUUCAUCUGUAGAGCUCUUUCUUAGUAGCAAGGCAGAAAUGCAGAAGACUAUAGAAAUGAAAAGAACUGAUCGUGUAGGAAGAGGGCGUCCAGGAUCUGGGACAUCAGGGGUUGGCAGCCUGUCUAAUAUUAUUGAGUCUGUUAAGGAAGAAGCAAGUAAUUCUGGAUAUGGCUCUUCAAUUAAUCAAGAUGCUGGGUUUCAUAGUAAUGGUACAGGACAUGGUAAUUUAAGGCCAAGAAAGACGAGGCCAUUGAAGGCUGAGAAUCCUUACUUGUUUCUACGAGGUUUGCCUUACCUAGUAAAUGAAGAUGAUGUACGUGUCUUUUUCUCUGGUUUGUGCGUGGAUGGAGUAAUUUUCUUAAAACAUCACGAUGGCCGAAAUAAUGGCGAUGCCAUAGUAAAAUUUGCUUCAUGUGUUGAUGCUUCAGGAGGUCUUAAAUGUCAUAGAAGUUUUAUGGGUUCAAGAUUUAUAGAAGUAAUGCAAGGAUCAGAACAACAGUGGAUUGAGUUUGGUGGUAAUGCAGUUAAGGAGGGUGACGUUCUUAGGAGAUCUGAAGAACAUUCUCCACCAAGAGGAAUUAAUGAUAGACAUUUUCGAAAACGAUCUCAUUCAAAAUCUCCCAGAAGAACACGUUCUCGUUCCCCUCUUGGAUUUUAUGUUCACUUAAAAAAUCUGUCCCUCAGUAUUGACGAAAGAGAUUUAAGAAAUUUCUUUAGAGGUACUGAUCUGACUGAUGAACAGAUUAGGUUUUUAUAUAAAGAUGAAAAUAGAACAAGAUAUGCCUUUGUGAUGUUCAAGACUCUGAAAGACUAUAAUACUGCUCUGAGUUUACAUAAGACUGUUUUGCAAUAUCGUCCAGUUCAUAUUGAUCCAAUUUCUAGAAAACAAAUGCUGAAGUUCAUUGCACGUUAUGAAAAGAAGAGAUCAGGGUCACCAGAGAGAGAUAGGCCGGGACAUGUUUCACAAAAAUACUCUCAAGAAGGUAACUCUGGCCAGAAGCUGUGCAUCUAUAUAAGAAAUUUUCCAUUUGAUGUUACAAAAGUUGAAGUGCAGAAGUUCUUUGCAGACUUUCUUCUUGCUGAGGAUGAUAUUUACUUGCUUUAUGAUGACAAAGGUGUUGGUCUGGGAGAAGCAUUAGUGAAAUUUAAAUCAGAAGAACAGGCCAUGAAAGCUGAACGUUUAAACCGACGAAGAUUCUUAGGGACAGAGGUAUUAUUAAGACUUAUAUCUGAGGCACAAAUGCAGGAGUUUGGUGUAAAUUUUUCCUUGAUGUCCAGUGAAAAAAUGCAAGCUCGCUCACAGUCACGUGAGCGAGGUGACCAUUCCCAGUUAUUUGACUCAAAAGACCCACCAGUAUACUCAGUUGGUGCUUUUGAAAACUUUAGACAUCACAUAGAGGACUUGAGGCAACUGGAUAACUUGAAGCAUCCCCAGAGGGAUUUCCGGCAGCCUGACAGGCACCCUCCAGAAGAGUUCCGGCACUCCUCAGAGGACUUUAGGUUCCCCCCGGAGGACUUCAGGCACUCCCCAGAGGACUUCAGGCGACCUAGGGAGGAAGACUUCAGGCGGCCUUCUGAGGAGGACUUCAGGCGUCCUUGGGAGGAAGAUUUCAGGCGCCCUCCGGAGGAUGACUUCAGGCACCCUAGGGAGGAGGACUGGAGGAGGCCUCUUGAGGAGGAUUGGAGGCGGCCACUGGAGGAGGAUUUCAGGCGGUCUCCCACGGAGGACUUCAGGCAGCUCCCCGAGGAGGACUUCAGGCAACCCCCUGAGGAGGACUUCAGGUGGCUCCCAGAGGAAGAUUUCAGGCAGCCACCUGAGGAGGACUGGAGAUGGCCCCCAGAGGAGGACUUUAGGCGGCCUCUUCAGGGAGAAUGGAGGCGACCACCCGAGGAUGACUUCAGGCGGCCCCCAGAGGAGGAUUUCAGGCAUUCCCCUGAGGAGGACUUCAGGCAGUCACCCCAGGAGCAUUUCCGGAGGCCACCUCAGGAGCAUUUCCGUCGGCCACCACCAGAGCAUUUCCGGAGACCACCUCCAGAGCAUUUUAGGCGGCCUCCCCCAGAGCACUUCCGGCGGCCACCCCCAGAGCAUUUCAGGCGGCCACCCCCAGAGCAUUUCAGGCGCCCGCCCCCGGAGCACUUCCGGAGACCGCCCCAGGAGCAUUUCAGGCGGCCGCCUCAGGAGCAUUUCAGGCGCUCCCGAGAGGAAGAUUUCAGGCACCCACCAGAUGAAGACUUCAGGGGCCCUCCCGAUGAAGACUUUAGGCACCCUCCUGAUGAGGACUUCAGGAGCCCCCAGGAGGAAGAUUUUAGAUGCCCUUCUGAUGAGGACUUCAGGCAGCUCCCAGAGGAAGACCUUAGGGAAGCUCCGGAGGAGGACCCUAGACUUCCUGACAAUUUUAGACCUCCUGGUGAGGAUUUUAGGAGCCCGCCUGAUGAUUUUAGAAGUCACCGCCCUUUUGUGAAUUUUGGUCGCCCAGAAGGUGGCAAGUUUGAUUUUGGAAAGCAUAAUAUGGGAAGUUUUCCUGAGGGGAGAUUUAUGCCUGAUCCAAAGAUAAAUUGUGGUUCAGGUAGAGUAACUCCUAUUAAGAUAAUGAAUCUUCCAUUUAAAGCUAAUGUUAAUGAAAUUUUAGACUUUUUCCAUGGUUACAGAAUCAUACCUGAUUCAGUUUCAAUACAGUAUAAUGAGCAAGGCUUACCUACAGGGGAAGCCAUUGUUGCUAUGAUAAACUAUAAUGAAGCUAUGGCUGCUAUUAAAGAUCUAAAUGAUAGGCCAGUUGGGCCCCGAAAAGUUAAGUUAACUUUGCUGUAGAGAGAGAGCAUUUCUAAAUUCAGUUAUCUUCCUUGCAGUAUUGAUGGAGUAAAAUACAUUUGUUUUAAAAAAGUGUUGUUUUUUUUUUAAAUUAUCUAAUGAAAUAUUUUAUUUUUGACCUGUGAAUAGAACGAAUGUAAAUAGUAGAAUGUGAAUCUGGUUUUCUUUUGCUUGCAAAUUGCCAUUCAUUUUUUUUUCUAAUUUAAAAUUACACAUGCUGUUUUUUCUUUGAUGGGGAGAAAGAACUAAUUCCCUGAGUUCAUUCAUUUUUGUUGAUGUCAUGGGUAAGCUUCAAGACUUAUUGAAGUAGAGUUGUAUUUGGGGAAGAUACAUUUUAUAUUCACUUUUUUUUUUCUUUCUGUAGUCUACAUCUUUUACUCAAACUGUAUAAGGAAAUAGUGACCGAUUGUUCAGGUUUGGCAUUUUCAUUGCUACCUGCCUGCAGAAUUAAUGCCCUCUUCCUUGUCUGAGAUAUUACUGUGUUAAGUGUCCUGUUAAUUAUAAAUAGUUCAAAAUGGACAGACUGUCAACUUGAAAUUUACUUAUGUAAAAAGCUUAGGUGAUUCUUAGGGUUUCCAUGUUCAUAACUUUACAGAGUUUUAUAAAAAUAAAAUUGCAGCUUAAUAGAACUAAUUAACUUGUAUUUGUAUAAAAAGAAAAAAGAAUUGCAGCUUGAUAUUGUGAAGUUUUUCAAUAACUUCAUUAAACCAUAUUUAUGAUGGGAGGGACCAGACAUUCUAUAGUAAUAAUGUAUAGUGCUGUGUAUAAUUCCAUGGUUUCUUCAACAUCUUAUCAACCAAGUAAAAUUAAUACAACAUACGCAAAAGAUAGUAAAGUAAGAAUCUAAUUGUAGGUGCAAGGGGACUCAGGCUUAUGCUGGGAAGAAUCUGAAAAAUGGUAUAGUUUGUUUUUCUAGGAAGAAUUUACUGAUGAGUCACAUAACUUGCAUGUAAUAUUAGGUUCUCAUUUUUUAGCUUCAAAACUUUGUGUCCAUGCAAAGACUCUAUAACUGUUAAGACUUGUGUGGUUGAAUUUUGACUUCUUUGAUAUUCAGCAUUUAGUGCAUACAUUUUGCAACUAGGGAAUUUGAUUUUCUAUACCCAUAAUAAUAUUUAUGGCUAACAUUUAUUAGGCACUUACUAUGUGCUAGGCACUGUAAGCACUUUACAUGCAUAAUCUCGGUAUUCCCUGUGAGUACAGGGUUAAUUAUUUACCUCUAUUUCACAAAUCAGAUAAUGAAGUGGGAUGAAGUGGGAGGUUAAGCAACUUGCUUGAAGUCAUAGGUAGUAAAUCAUGGGGCCAAUUUUAACCCAGAGAGACCACUGACUCCAGUUCAUUCUUUUGCUGCCUCACUUUUUUAAAUGUUAUUUUUAAUUAGGAAGACCAUGCUAAAGAUACUUUCAAGGAUAAGUGAUUAUUUUCUCACUUCAAUUGUUGGUUUAAAAUUAGCAUAAAUAGGUAAAACUAGCAUGUUCAAACACUGAGCUCAAACAUUAGCAUUAUUAAUAAAAACCGAGUGACUUUAGAUGUUUCUUUCUAUCCAGGGUUUCUCUUGGGAUACUCACAUUGUAUAUUACUGGCUUAUAUUUCAAAAUUGUUCAUUUUAUUCAACAUGAUUGACUUUGGUUGGCCUUUUAUAAUUUACAUAAAACAUAAUUUUCCUCAGUUCUGUAAUCCAGAUUUUCCCCAUUGAGUAAAUAAUACAAUUAAAUUUACAUAUGGUAAUUUAGACAUUUAAUAGGAUAUUGCAUAUGUAGAAUACUUUGUCAGUACUUAUUAGUUACUACCUAUAUGUAUUUUUGUGUUACUUUUCAGUGAUUUAAAGAAAUCUAACAGAAAUCUGCUUAAAUUUGUUUUAAAUAGUGAAUAUCCUGCUCACUAUGGAAUGAAUAAACAGGUAAAUUUGAUAUGAAAAAGCACCUUAGUAUGAUUCUUUAAAGUAUAAGCUUGUGAGUAGCUAGGAUAAUGUUAAAUUGAUUGUUUGGAAUAUCCAAACCAAGCACAAUGAAGAAAGUAGAAAGAAAUGAUAUUUUUAAUUGAGCAAAGAUUAUAUAGAUGGUUCAUUUGGUCACCCAUUUUGAAUAAUAUAUGGAAAGUUAAAAAAUACUUCUCAGAUACAAAGGAAUAAAGCUAAGAUGAAGCUUAACGUGAGGGAUUACUUACUGUGGAACUGCAUUUCAAACUGGGCUGAGGUGGGAUGGUGGUGGUAGAUAAGAGGCCAGCUAGAGUAAACAUAAGCUUUGUAGUUUUAUUAUUUUAAGAGUCAGAGUCUUGUUCUGCUGGCCAGGCUGGAGUGCAGUGGUCUGAUAAUGGUUCACUGUAGCUUCUAACUCCUGGGCUCAAGCUGUCUUCCUGCCUCAGCCUCCUGAGAGCUGGGACUACAGGUGUGUGUCACCUUGUCUGGCCAAAUUUUUUAUUAUUCGUAGAGACAGGGUCUCACUGUGUUGCCCAGGCUGUUCUCAAAUUUCUGGCCUCAAGCAGUCCUCCCUCCUUGGUCUCCCAGAAUGUGUUGGGAUUACAGGUGUGAGCCACUGUGCCCAGCCUUGUAUUUUGAUUUUUAAAUUAAUUUAUGUGAAUAUUUCGUUUUACUCUAUAUCAGGGCUUAAUAUUUUUAAACUUCAUUAUAAAAAGUUGAUUACAGAAAGUGGUAUCUUCUAGUUGGGAGCCAUCUUCGCACAUCUCUCUCCAACUCUGCCUUUAGUGAUAUGUCAAUAACAAAUUGGCCAUGGCGGGAGCAUUUUACACCAUGGAAACUGAUAAAUGCAGCAAAUCAAGGAAUUCCCCUCCUGUUGUCCCCUCAGAAAGCCAGCUUCCCAGCACCUCAUCAAUUUCAUAUAUAAAAAAAGAAUAGUAAAUUUUCAUGUACACAUCACUCAGCUUCAGUAAUUGUCAUCUCAUAGCCAGUUUUUCCUCUCCUAUCCUCAAGGUAUACCAGGUACACUGGAGGUGUAUUCUCUAGCCUGAUAUCCAGUGGCAUUUGUCUUAAAGCCAAACAUUUUUGUCUAGAAAUUAUCUAAAAAAAUGUAGAUCAUGUCUAGAAAGUCAAUCCCACAACCAAGAGAUAGGUAAAAAUCAUGUUAGGAGUGCAUUUCUAUUAAUUUACUGAGAUCACUGUUAAGAGCAGUGAUUCUUGAUCCAUAUAUCACCUGUUAAGUGGUGACCUUGCUGCCUCUGUUUUUGCAGUAAAUAUUAGCUGUUGUUUAUUGAACUGUAUUAGAUACUAUAUGAUGUAUAAUUAUGUAUGAAUUAACUGUCAUUUAAUUCUGAUAAUCUGAAAUUUCAAAUGCCCCGAAAAUCACAAACUUUUUGAGUGCCAACAUGAUGCUCAAAGAAAAUGCUCAUUGCAGCUUUAAGAUUUCAGAUUUUUGGGUUAGGAAUGUUGAACUGGUAUAAUGCAAAUACUCCAAAAUCUGAAGAAAUCCAAAGUCUUAAAUACUUCUGGUCCCAAGCACUUCAGAUAAAGGAUACUGAAUUUGUAUUCCUAUUUUGGAGAUAAGAGAUGGAGACUUACAGGCUGGGUUGGAUUGGUUGCCUGUUUUUUGUUGUUGUAGUGGGAAGCUAGGAAUGGUUUUUCACAUUUUUUAAGUGUACUUAAGUCUUAAAUGGUUACAUAGGUAGCUGUAUAAUAGUCUUGAAUUUGCCUCAAACCACGAAGAAUAAGAGUAUUUUUUUCUAUCUGGCCCUUUAAGAAGUUUGCCAACCUAGGACUGGUCUAAAUAAUGAAAAUUUUACAUUAAUAAAAGUAUUUUCAUGGAUAGUAUUCCUUUUGUUCUUAGAAUAUUUCUUUGAGGUAGGCAGAAUGUAUGUUUUAUUCCAGAAUUAUUGUUUUACGCAGUUUUAACUUUACAAAUAAGGCAAAUAAUGCUCAAGAGAAGUUGCUAUUUAGUAAGCAGCAAAAUAAUAACUCUGUUGUUUUCCCCCGAAGUACAACCAAAUUUAAAUACCGAGUGAGGAAGCAGUAAAUAUCCAAUGAUAUCCUGAGUUUCUUAAGAAUAUUAAUUUAGGGUUUUAAAAUGUUUUAAAUAUUUUACAAAAAAGUACUGAAAUAACUUUGUCACUUAGGACUAUUCUCAGGAAGGAGUGCUUUGUUAAGAACAGAGCCACGAAUGACAAAGUCAAAAGCUUUCUAGAAAGUCUUUAUUUUUCUGUUACGAAUAAUUGCAUUUUCUAAUUAUCCCAAAUGAUUUUAUAAAUUCCGUAACUUUUAUAUGCCUGCCUGGGAUCCAUGAAAUAAAAGUAUUCCUUACCAAAAGAGAAGCAUCAGAUACACUGAAAGGCUCAAUGUUUUAUAUUUUCAGAAAUAAAAGUGACUGUAUACCCUUUUAUUAACUAUAUGGUAGCUUGGUAAAAUUUUUAUAGAAUUUUUAAUGAUCUAUGGUGUUCUAUGAUGAGGCAACAUUCCACCAAAUUAGACUUCCAAAAGUUGCAGUAUCAUGUAUAAUUAUGACAGUUUUGUUUUAAAACCAGAGUCAGACUGAAUGUGGCUUUUUUACAGCUAAAAUUUAUGCCUUAUGUGUAUUCAUAAAACAUUGAUAUCUUAGUGUCACAUUAUCUUUACUCUUUGAUUAUACUCUUCUUGAAAAGUAAAUUUACUUAUCAAAUGAUAAAGUUUUAGGGAAUGUUAAAAAAAACUUUUUUUCUUAAGGCUUCAUGGAAUAGAAUUACAUGUAAUCAGAAUGACUACAUAAGACCCUUUUCUGGUAAUGAAAGCAUGGAGUCUUAACCAAAAAGCUAAGCAGAAUUGUUAGAUCUUUUGGUUUCUGUCAUAAUGUACUGUGGAACUUCAAGUAGAUAUAGUACAUUAAUAUGAAAUACUUUGAAAUACACAUCUUUAAAAAAAGGCACUUACACAAAAAUAAUGUAACACUAGGUAGGAUGUUGAAAUGACUAGUAUGCAAUAUUUUUUAAAGCCUUCAUUUUUGGUCAGCAUAAGUUUCCUUUAAUUAUUUUUCUGUUUCCAGUUGGACUUCACUUUGAGGCUUAACAUAGCAAAGUGAGUAUAAAGUUCUACAAUUUAGUAAUUGUGGAUUUCAUGUCAUUUAUGAUGAACAUGGAAAUGUGUAGUUUACUUAAGAAAAUUUUCUUCUUCUGUAACAUCUAACUCUUCAUCCUCAUCAUCUUCUGCUUGUUGAUCCUUUCUUAGUCGACAAGUGGAUACCUGUUAAAAGUUAACACACUUUUUAAAAUAAAAAUACUAACUUAAAAAAA